This is a messenger RNA of Penicillium chermesinum, 756 nucleotides long. RefSeq lists its product as uncharacterized. Bases 1 to 756 code for a protein of 251 amino acids. NCBI's taxonomy places the organism in Eukaryota, Fungi, Ascomycota, Eurotiomycetes, Eurotiales, Aspergillaceae. The record is from RefSeq and is a predicted model, not a curated record. The transcript is spliced from 3 exons.
AUGGUUUCUUCGACAUUUAACGCGUCCAGUGACUUUGAGGCCCCGCAGAACUCGGACCUUGGCCUUCUGCCGGACCCGAAUCUACGCGAUGAUUCCCUGACGCCAGAGGGCAUUGUUCCCUUGACUGGAAAGCCGCCCCACUACCAAGCUAGAAGAGUAUUGAACGCCUUACUUAACAAAAAUAUCCCAGUCAUGGAGUACGGAGCACAAUUUGUUUUCAGACACGGCCAUACACGAGAAUUGAUGGCAUAUGAAUGGACUAUUCCUGAUGCCCAAAUGGAAAAGGCCUCGCAGAUUGUACAAGAACAUGGGAUAUCUGGCUUCGGCGAGAACCUGAUGGAGACGGCAAUCGAUGGGGUGCAUAUCCACAUCAUACCUCUGUCAGCAACCUUCCUCACCUUCGAGGACGCCGAGCGGGCUCCUUCAAUCAUCGACACAGACGCGAUGAUUCACACUCCAACUCCCCUGAAGUACAUGGAGUCUCUGAUCAAGCAAUUGAUCAGAAUUCCUGCUGGGGAGAUAUGCCGAGGCCCAUUUGAGGAGGACCUUCUGGGACUCAUCCGUUCCUAUGUUAUUCGCCAGCAUGAGCCCGAGAUCUGCCAGGUAACCCGCAGACAAGUGAUCGAUUCGGCUUACCGGCGCAUGGAGAGUUGGGACUGGAGCAAUGUCGGGAAUGGAUAUGAUGAUAUUCUCAAGGAGUUGGUCGAAGAUCCUGGAUUCAUCGAGGAGCUAACAUCUGACGACCCCAGUUUCUAG